Molecule: messenger RNA, 1563 nt
Organism: Amorphotheca resinae ATCC 22711
Lineage: Eukaryota; Fungi; Ascomycota; Leotiomycetes; Helotiales; Amorphothecaceae
Exons: 2
Coding region: 1-1563 (520 amino acids)
Biological process (GO): tRNA 3'-terminal CCA addition
Molecular function (GO): RNA binding; ATP:3'-cytidine-cytidine-tRNA adenylyltransferase activity
Source: RefSeq, a predicted model, not a curated record
AUGGCAACGACAAGGAUUACUCUCUCGCCUCGAGAGACCCAAUUGAGAAACCUUCUCCUUGAUGUCGCUCGAUUCAUUGAUGAGUCCAAGGAGAUCAAAGAGAACAUCGAGCUACGUUUUGCAGGAGGAUGGGUCCGUGACAAGCUUCUCAACAUCGAGAGUCAUGAUAUCGAUACCGCCAUCAACGUCAUGACUGGCGACAGCUUCUGUCUCAAGAUGAAGGAUUACCUAGAGAACGAAGAGAAUCUUAGAAAACACUCCCUAGAGCCAGAGGACAUUGGAAGCCUCCACAAGAUUCUUGCAAAGCCAGAGAAAUCAAAACAUCUCGAAACAGUAACAACCAAGCUUUUUGGCUUUGACUUGGACUUUGUCAAUCUGAGAAAAGAGACGUAUUCGGAAGACAGUCGGAACCCUCAGAUGGAAUUCGGCACUGCUAUCGAGGAUGCUGACAGACGGGAUGCUACCAUCAACGCGCUAUUCUACAAUCUCCAUAGUGAUGAGGUCGAAGAUUUCGUGGGAGGGUUGGUGGACUUGAAGGCUCAACGGAUAAGAACACCCAUGGAGCCGGAACAGACCUUCAAGGACGACCCGUUACGGGUAUUGAGGUUGAUCAGAUUUGCUAGCCGUCUGGAUUUCACGAUUGAUGCAGAGUCUGAGAAGUGGAUGAGCAACGCUACUGUCAUGGAAGCUCUGAAGUUAAAGAUUAGCAGAGAAAGGGUGGGCGUUGAGGUCGAGAAAAUGCUAAAGGGCAACGACCCCCGCAGUUCUCUCCAGUAUUUCGACAGGCUAGGCCUCUACUCCACAAUCUUCACAGAUCCAACAGCCAAAGAUUUCCCUGUACCCAGCACUGACAACUGGAGCAUUGUAUACGACUGUCUGCAUGCCCUGAAAGCGAAUGAGACCCCUGGCUCCAUAUAUCACGCUCUAGUCCGUUCUGAGGAUGCCAAAUAUAACUCUUGGCUCCUCGCAGCUCUUGCACCAUGGGCAUCAAUUCCAAACCCUCCACAAUCCGGACCUAAACCUCCAAUUUUAUUUGGGACGCGCGUCAUACAAGAAGGAAUCAAAGCGAAUAGCAAGAUCUGCAAUCUUGUUAACGGAGCUUUUAAAAAUUAUGCUCAGCUCACAGAGCUAAAGAACGCUGUUGUUGAGGGCCUGGCACUUAUUCAUGAACGUGACACUGUCGGGAUGAGGAUUCGGAAGUGGAAUGUGGAUGGUGGGAAUUGGAGAUUACAGGCUUUGUUUGCUCUUCUUGUAGAGGUCAUGGGCCGUGUUGGCUCUCAAGGUGUUCCACUCAGCACGGUGCUCUCGGAAUGGCAAGGACUCAUCGACCAUUUGGAAUCGAUGGAUAUCAUGGACGCUCCGGCCGAGAAGCCUUUGAUCGAUGGAAAGAUGCUUAUGGCCGAGUUUAAUGCGAAGGGUGGGGUUUGGACCAAGGGGGCGUUAGAUAUUUGUAUGGCAUGGCAGUUACGAAAUCCUGGUGCUACUAGCCCUGAAGAUCUGAAGGCGGCGCUUGAGGAGGUGAGGAAGAAGAGCGACGAGUUGCAGAUACCCAUGAAGAAGUAG